AGAGAGAGAGAGAGAGAGAGAGAGGUGGCAGCAACAGCAGCAGCAGCAGCUUCCCUCCAACUCAACUAAUUUGCUCCAGCUUGAAUUCAGAGGUGUACUUUAAACUUAUGAAAACAUUUUCUAUCCACAGCUGCCUUCCAGCUCGGCAGAGCUCAUCUCACUACUUCAACUCAGCUGUCUCACCCCCCCACCCCCACCCCCACCUUGUUGCUGACUGCCGGCCUGAUUUGCCUUCCCGGCGGAACUUAACAGGAUCAGAAGAGGUUUGCUGAGUGUUUAUCGAGUGCUGGAGCGGUCAGAGUCGUCAUGGCCAUGUCCCAGGAGCGGAGUGCGUGUCUGGGGCUCUGGGUGCUCCUUUUGCUCGGCGCAGGCAUGGAGGAAGUUGUGGAGGGAUGUAGCUGCCUCCCAGCACACCCACAGCAGCUUUUCUGCAGCGCCGAGAUCGUGAUAAGAGCAAAGAUCUCUGGAGAGAAGAUUGUGUCGCCUAGCAACAGCUCUUCACCUUACAUGAAAAUGAUCCAAUACGAAAUAAAAAUGAUCAAGAUGUUCAAAGGGUUUGACAAGGCCAAGGACAUCCAGUACGUGUACACUCCAGUCUUCUCCUCACUGUGCGGCGUCAAGCUGGACUCCAACAAUAAAGCAGGCUAUCUGAUCUCAGGAAGUAUGUGGAGCGAUGGGAGAAUUUCCAUUGGCCAGUGUGACCUCGUAGAGUCCUGGGACAACUUGUCACUGUCACAGAAGAAGAAUCUCAACUACAGAUACCAGAUGGGCUGUGAAUGCAGAAUCAACACCUGUUACACAGUGCCGUGUGCAUCCACAGGAGAAAACGAGUGUUUGUGGACUGACUGGCUGUUGGACAACAGUCUAAAUGGGGAGCAGGCUCGGCAGUAUGCCUGCAUCCGCCGCUCUGACACUACCUGCAGCUGGUACCGGGGUGGACCUCCACCUGAGAAAGACUUCCUGGACAUGACUGACCCUUGACCUGUGACCCUGACAUUCAUUUUACUGCAUUUUACUCCCGCAAAUUCAAACAUUUCCUGCUUUUGCUUUUCAAUUUUCGGCGCGCAAAGUAGCAACAUAUUUUCAUUGAAGAAUUGGCUGAUUCUGACAUUUGACGGAGCUAAGCCCGACUUUAAGCUUCUGUUAGCAGAUUUCAGAUGUUUUCUACAGCACUGAUCAUUUUCAUAAAGUGCAAGGGGCUUUCAACAUUUCUCCAAGUCUUUUAUUCACUCUUGCACAGCCCUCUUCACUUUUCCAUGGAAUAAGAAUAGUUUUCUUGUAAAUGCAUACCCUUUGGCAAAUACUGAGGCUCAUCUUUGUUUAUGCAUACCUUACAGUAGGUUAUGUAGGAAUUUAGGUUAUGGAUUUACCAAAAGGGUUUUUAAUUAACUGUAAAACAACAGGAAGAAAACUGAAGAAAAAAAGCUGCCAACACUUCCACAAUAAAAUGUACUCUACAAUACUUUAACAUAAAACAUCUUCUGUGUGCUAAAUGUUUGCAGGUAGACAUUAGGACCGCCACCUUCCACCCAACACAUGCUUGUGUUGAAUUUUUACCUUUAUAUAUUAUUGAAUAACUGUCCCAUGCAAAUAAAAAUGCACUGUACAUAGCAAAAACAGAUAUUCCCCCAAUUAAUUGUAUUUUGACAAAAUCUGACAUAUUAAUUAUAUUUGACCAUACUUCUUGUACAUCUAAAUCAUCACAGUUUAUACACUCAGAAUGUAAAUACUGUACUUUAGUGAGAAUUAACAUUUUAAAGGCUAACCGGAUCUUGUUGUAUAGCGUAGAAUGUGUCACCCUGUGGUUCUGCGUGUUUAGUUUCCUCGGUUGAACUCUGUACUAUUUCCUGUGCCAAAAAUCUAAUCCAGCGCUUAAACAACAGCACUGCCACCUGUAGACGCCAAGCCACCUCUCCUUCGAGGAAAUGAUGUAACAGGACAAGGUUCAAUUCCCCUUUUUAUUUUUUAACUCUGUGAAAACAGGAAGUGGAAUCUCUUCAACUCUCAAUUCUCUCAAAAAAAAAGAAAGAAAGUAAAAACUUUGGCACAACACGUUAACCAACACAAAGAGAGAUAACUGAUGUUCAUGGAUGAGCUGUUAUUAGUGAUUUAAUUGUUGUUUUAUAGCCGUCAUUUAAUAUAAUGUUUGAACAUUAAUUAAAAGACACAAAUCUGAAUUGACCCCUGUCUUGUUACUGGAUUACUUCACUGAAGUCAUACAGAUUAUACUGCAUUAAUUAUCACUUAAACCAUUAUUUAAAGAUUAUAUCAGGAUGAUGUUCGACAAUAAGAUAAUACAAUUUAGCAGCACAGUGCAGUUAUUUGACAGGUUUGACUCAUGUUAAAUAUAUUAAUAAUUUAGACUUUCAUGACUGAUGUGAUAACAAUGCAUAACAACUGUGUGGCUUUAGUGAAGUUUUAUCAAACAAUUUCAUGUUUGUUUUAUACUGAAAGAAUUGUUUGGGUUUGUAUUUAUGUCUCUGUUUCUGUCUAAAUAGAGUUUUCUAUUUCCAUGUACCAAAAAAGAUUGUAUAUAAAAUGUCUCAAUGGAAAAGUGUGGCUCUUUGAUUCUUCUUUCUUUGAAAAUAAUACUCUUUGCUGUACAUUUAGUGAGAUCCCAGGGGUGACAGCAGCAUGGAAAAACAAUUGAAUGAGGAUUUUUUUGAGGGUUUCUGCUGCGACAGAAUAUUUCUAACAAGACAGAAAAGUAGGAGCACAUUUUUUUUUAAAUGAAAAGGACUCUGAUGUCUACAGAGAACAAUAUAUAUUUCUAAUACUUCAUAUUUGUAUUAAACAGUACCUUGAAAAUGAUCAAGUGAAUAUAGCAAAUAAGCGACAACAUUAUUAUUUUUGUAUUAUUUACAACUUUUUCACUAUUUUACACGUCUUAUUUUG
This is a messenger RNA of Acanthopagrus latus (yellowfin seabream), 2895 nucleotides long. Its product is annotated as metalloproteinase inhibitor 4-like. The coding region runs from base 307 to 981 and encodes 224 amino acids. The record is from RefSeq and is a predicted model, not a curated record. Gene Ontology annotation, biological process: negative regulation of endopeptidase activity; negative regulation of membrane protein ectodomain proteolysis. Gene Ontology annotation, molecular function: protease binding; metalloendopeptidase inhibitor activity. NCBI's taxonomy places the organism in Eukaryota, Metazoa, Chordata, Actinopteri, Spariformes, Sparidae. The transcript is spliced from 5 exons. Gene Ontology annotation, cellular component: extracellular matrix.